This is a messenger RNA of Tetrahymena thermophila SB210, 651 nucleotides long. RefSeq names its product glycosyl hydrolase family 25 protein. Gene Ontology annotation, biological process: signal transduction; peptidoglycan catabolic process; cell wall macromolecule catabolic process. The transcript is spliced from 2 exons. Gene Ontology annotation, molecular function: lysozyme activity. The record is from RefSeq and is a predicted model, not a curated record. NCBI's taxonomy places the organism in Eukaryota, Ciliophora, Oligohymenophorea, Hymenostomatida, Tetrahymenidae.
AUGAUUAAAAUAACAUUCAUUGCCUUGCUUGUCUUAAUCUCCUUCUAAGGUGCUCAAGCUGUUAUCGGUGUUGAUAUUUAUUCCCCCUUCAACAACUUCUAAUGCUUAAAGAACAAUGGAAUCUAGUUUGUUAUUGUUAGAGGUUACUAGAGCUAUGGUGCUGUUGAUUCUGGUAACGUUGCUACCAUCUAAAAUGCUAAGUCUGCAGGUCUCAUUACUGAUAUUUAUCAUUUCCCAUGUGUAGGUAAAGUUAGUGCGGCUGAUUAAGUAUAAGCAACUGUUAACACUUUUGGAUCAUUGUACGGAACUGUCUGGAUAGAUGUUGAAACUAACCCUUCUUCUGGCUGUGGUUGGACUUCUAAUAUUAACACUAACUGCUAAUUUUUGAAGGACAUAGUUGCAGCUUAUAAAUCUCAUGGCAAAUUAGUCGGUAUUUACAGCUCUUAAUACCAAUGGACUUCUAUCUUUGGUGCUGCCGGUAACUGUGCCUACUUUACUAAUCUUCCAAUCUGGUAUGCUCAUUACGAUAAUUCUCCUAGUUUCAGUGAUUGGAGUAAAUACUCUUUCGGUGGUUGGACUAAGCCUGCUAUAAAAUAAUAUAUUGGUGAUACUACUAUGUGUGGACUUGAUGUUGAUAUGGAUUAUUACUGA